This is a messenger RNA of Diaporthe amygdali, 234 nucleotides long. RefSeq lists its product as uncharacterized. Bases 1 to 234 code for a protein of 77 amino acids. NCBI's taxonomy places the organism in Eukaryota, Fungi, Ascomycota, Sordariomycetes, Diaporthales, Diaporthaceae. The transcript is spliced from 2 exons. The record is from RefSeq and is a predicted model, not a curated record.
AUGCCCCGACUGGCCUGCGGUCAUCCCAUCCUGACCUCUGUCCAAUCACCCACGCCUCGCGAGCCUUGCCCCAUAUCUCUCAACUCCAUCGCCAUCAGUCUGGACCAGCGGCCUCCACGACUGGCCAUCGUGCCCCUGGUUUUCUACCCCGGUCCCGUGCUCAGCUUCAGCCGCAGUCGCAGUCCACUGACGCGUACGAACAGGCGAGGUUAUGCAGCAGCGCAUGAGUUCUAA